GGCGGCGCAGGCGCGCUGGCUCCCGCCGGGGAUGUCCCGCAAGCCGGCGGCUAAGGCCCGGCCGGCGGCUGCCGGAGCCAGGAAAGCGCGGCGGACCCGGCAGGCCCCGGCCGGGCAGGCUCCGAACUCCGCACCGGGCGGUGGAGGCCUCGCCAGGCAGCUCCGGGCCCUCGGCCUCAAGCUGCGGGAGGUACCGGGCGAUGGCAAUUGCUUGUUUCGAGCCCUGGGUGACCAGCUGGAGGGACACUCAAGGAACCACCUCAGGCACCGCCAGGAAACAGUGGAUUACAUGAUCAAGCAGCGGGAGGACUUUGAGCCUUUUGUGGAGGACGAUGUGCCCUUUGACAAGCAUGUCACCAACCUGGCAAAGCCUGGUACCUUUGCUGGCAACGAUGCUAUUGUGGCCUUUGCAAGGAACAAUCAAAUGAAUGUGGUUAUUCAUCAGCUCAAUGCUCCACUCUGGCAGAUUCGAGGCACAGCCAAGAGCAAUGUGAGGGAGCUGCACAUUGCCUAUCGUGAUGGAGAGCACUAUGACAGUGUGAGGAGGAUCAAUGAUGACUCUGAAGCUCCAGCAAACCUUCAGAUGGAGAUGCUUCCCAAAAAUGAUCCCAAUAAGGAGGAGGAAGUGAAAGCCCAGAGGGGUGACUCUGAAGAGGAGACUGAAGGUGAAAUGGAAGAUGCAAUACAAAAAGUCUGUAAUGCAACAGGGUGUUCAGACAUGGACUUGGUCAGACGGGUUCUGGAAGAGGAAGACUACAAUGUACAGUCUGCAGUCUUUGCCAUCUUGCAAGUGAAUGAAGUGGACAGAAUGGGUGCUGAGGAGCAGCCUGGCCCCCAGAGCACAGCUGAAGAGUUGUGUGGCAGAGCACUGCAAAAGGAAACUGGGAGUGGUUCCAGGAUCCCUGGAAAUCAGAGCCUGCACCCAGGUGAAACUGAAGACAGCAAAGGACAGCCUAGGUCUGAUGAAGAGGAGCGAGCUGGCAGAAACCCCAAGGUAUCUAAAAAACAGAAGAAGGAGCAGCAGCGGCUGGAGAAGAAGAAACGUCAGGAGGAGAGGCACCGCCAGAAGGUCUUGGCCACCAAGAGCAACUGUGCAGACAGCAGCAGGAGAGAGACAGACUCCACCAACCAUGUCACCUUGGUGAAGGCCAUGGCAGCUCUAAACAUAUGACUGAAUGUGUUCUGGGUGCCCUGGUGAGAAAAGCAAAUAAAGCUGAUGGAGCCAGAGCUGCCCUUGAGCACCUUCCCAAGCACCCAUUGUUACCUGCAGAUCCCUUUGAGCUCUCUGAGCACAGGCUGAACUUCCUGGUUCUUCACUUGGGGGUGUGUGUGGGGGGGAACAAUUGCUCUGUGCUCCUGCCUUGACCUCUGUGUCAGAAGAGUUGUUUGAACUUCACAGAAAGUAGAGACUUGGGUUUAUGGCUUUGGAGUCAGGGGAAGGUGAGAAUCUGUUCUUCACACAGCAGGCUCGGGUUUGCUUUGACAUCUCUUGAUGUGCCCAGAUGAUAUUAAGAGCUUACCUCAACUUUUGGGCUUGGCUGUGCUUGGAGGAGCUUUGUUUUUACCCUGCUGAGAAAUUCUUACCUCAGGAAUGUGUUGGUUGGUUUGGUUUUGUCUUUUCCCUUCCUGUUUAACUGCAGAUAAAGUGAGCAAAUCCCAGAAUCCUUUCCACAGUCCAAGUGUGGCAGCCAGCACUGUGUCCAAAGGGACAUUCCUCAUUGCUGCCCGUGCAGGAAUGCUGGGAUCAGUUUAGAUCUGCUCAGUGGUGUUGCACUGAGCUGUUUCAGGUGAGAGCAGAGAAUUGCCUUGCCCAUGCUUCUGGCUGAACUUGAAGCCAAGCUCCUUAGCUGGCUGUUGAGACCUGAAAGGGGAAGGAAUAAAUCAUCCUAGUGGACUCAUAGCACCAACCUGGUGCAGCCUCAGGAGCUUGUCAAACAUGGCAUGAGCAGCCAGGAGACUUCCACGGAGUGCUGUGAUGUGGACAGCUGGAAUCUCACCUCCUUUGCCAUGCUCUGAAGCUUCUGAGCUGCUCCAGAACAUUCCUCCAGGCCAAGAACUUGACACUUCAUUAGCCUCAAUGAAAUUGGUGCAGCCAAGGGAUCAGGAAUCCCUGGAACAAGGUUUCCAAGUAGUGAUGAUGAGUGGGAAGCCUGCCUGCUUUAUUCCAUCAAUCAAGCAGGAUUUGUUCCUAUGAAAUUCCUCAUCCUGAAGGUCACCAAGUACUGCAAAAUCAACAGCUUGGGGCCUGGGAUGCUUCCCACCACGGGACUGGGAAUUUGGACUGGGGUAAGGACUCUGGGAUUAGGCCCUCAAUGUUUUUGGCUUCACUCAGGGUUUUGGACUUGGCUCAAGCACUUAGCUUGAGGAAAGCACAAUGCACUUGCACAAGAGAUAAGAGGAGACACCUCCUCAGCCAGGGCAGGGGUGAAAUGGGUUGGUUGAGAGGCAAGAAGGUUGCUUUUGAACAAAUUCUCUGUGUUCUUGGAAGUUUCCAAAGCAGCAUGGAAAUAAAAAGGCCUUUUUUUUUUGGGCUGACCUGC
Molecule: messenger RNA, 2540 nt
Organism: Pogoniulus pusillus (Red-fronted tinkerbird)
Lineage: Eukaryota; Metazoa; Chordata; Aves; Piciformes; Lybiidae
Gene: OTUD3
Product: OTU deubiquitinase 3
Exons: 8
Coding region: 32-1171 (379 amino acids)
Biological process (GO): protein stabilization; protein K11-linked deubiquitination; protein K6-linked deubiquitination
Molecular function (GO): cysteine-type deubiquitinase activity
Source: RefSeq, a predicted model, not a curated record